Messenger RNA from Colletotrichum scovillei, 189 nucleotides. RefSeq lists its product as uncharacterized. Gene Ontology annotation, cellular component: cytosol. The record is from RefSeq and is a predicted model, not a curated record. NCBI's taxonomy places the organism in Eukaryota, Fungi, Ascomycota, Sordariomycetes, Glomerellales, Glomerellaceae. The transcript is spliced from 2 exons. Gene Ontology annotation, biological process: abscisic acid biosynthetic process. Gene Ontology annotation, molecular function: xanthoxin dehydrogenase (NAD+) activity. Bases 1 to 189 code for a protein of 62 amino acids.
AUGUCUGCCUACACUGUCAGCGAUUCGGAAUUCCGGCAGUUGGAGGGCAAAGUCAUCUUGGUCACUGGAGGUGCAGCCGGCAUUGGAAGAGCCAUUGUCGACCUCGCCCAUCGGCAUGGGGCAAAAGUAGCAUUCUGUGAUGUUGACGAGACUCGAGGAAAGCAAGUUCAGAAAGAGCUCGGCAAGUAA